CGUUCGUCGCGGGCCGGCCUGCACCGCGGUGUCCCCUCAGUCGCACCCCAACCUCCCCGGGUCACAGCCAUGACGCUGAGCGAGCCCAUCCUGCCGUCCUUCUCCACCUUCGCCAGCCCGUGCCGCGAGCGCGGGCUCCAGGAGCGCUGGCCACGCACGGAGCCCGACGCAGGUGGCACGGACGAGGACCUCAACAGCGUGUUGGACUUCAUCUUAUCCAUGGGGUUGGACGGCCUGGGCGCCGAGGCCUCCCCGGAGCCCCCGCCGCCCGCCUUCUACUACCCCGAGCCCGGGGCGCCUCCGCCCUACGGCGCUCCCGCGGGUGGCCUGAUGUCUGAGCUGGUGCGACAGGAGCUGGACGCGCCUCCGGGGCCCGCGCUGCACGGCCGCUUCCUCCUGGCGCCGCCCGGCAGGCUAGUCAAGGCCGAGCCCCCGGAGGUGGACGGCGGCGGCGGGUACGGCUGCGCGCCCGGCCUGGCCCGUGGGCCCCAGGGCUUGAAGCGCGAGAGUGCCGCGGGUGCCGCCGCAGCCUGCAUGAGGGGCUCAGGGGGUCGUCCCCCGCCGCCCGCGGACACCCCGCCGCUCAGCCCCGACGGCCCCGCGCGCCUGCCUGCGCCGGGACCCCGCGCCCCGUUCCCACCGCCUUUUGGCGGCCCGGGCUUUGGCGCGCCCCCGCCGGGUCUGCACUACGGGGCACCCGCGCCCGGCGCCUACGGUCUCUUCGACGACGCGGCCGCCGCCGCUGCAGCGCUGGGCCUGGCGCCCCCCGCCGCCCGAGGUCUUCUUACGCCACCCGCGUCCCCGCUAGAGCUGCUGGAGGCCAAGCCUAAGCGCGGCCGCCGCUCCUGGCCCCGCAAGCGCGCGGCCACGCACACCUGCAGCUACACCGGCUGCGGCAAGACCUACACCAAGAGCUCGCACCUGAAGGCGCACCUGCGCACGCAUACAGGUGAGAAGCCCUACCACUGCAACUGGGAUGGCUGCGGCUGGAAGUUUGCACGCUCAGAUGAGCUCACACGCCACUACCGCAAGCACACAGGCCACCGGCCUUUCCAGUGCCACCUGUGUGACAGGGCCUUCUCCCGCUCAGACCACCUGGCACUGCAUAUGAAGCGGCACAUGUAGCCAGAACCUAUUACCCACCCGUGCACUGCCGUGGCGGGUCCCACGCGCCAGGCACGGGCCCCUUUCCAAACUGACUGGUAUUUAUUGGACCCUGAGGACCAGGCUGGGAAGUGUGUGACCACAGAAGGGCUUUUCCUCAACAUGACAAUGACAACACCACCACCACCAGGUCCUUGUGGUGACUGAAGUCUCCAGUGGGAGAAGGCACAAUCUUGAUCCUCUUUGACGAGUUUUGUUUUCAAAAUGGUGCAAUAAUUGUGUCCUCCUUCCAGAGGAUCGGCUCAAUGCCUUGUGAGAAAUCACCCUUAUGUGUACUGUCUGUGACCUUUUAUAAUAUUGUACAUAUUACUGUAAAUAAGGGAGACAGUGGGCAUUUGGACUGCCUGCUUGUUUUUUUUAGAAGACUUUACUGUUUGGGUUUUUUUUUUUAAUUAAAAGAAAGUUUUGCAUCUUUGGAAAAAUCUCA
Molecule: messenger RNA, 1591 nt
Organism: Jaculus jaculus (lesser Egyptian jerboa)
Lineage: Eukaryota; Metazoa; Chordata; Mammalia; Rodentia; Dipodidae
Gene: Klf2
Product: Kruppel like factor 2
Exons: 3
Coding region: 70-1125 (351 amino acids)
Biological process (GO): regulation of transcription by RNA polymerase II
Molecular function (GO): DNA-binding transcription factor activity, RNA polymerase II-specific; RNA polymerase II cis-regulatory region sequence-specific DNA binding
Source: RefSeq, a predicted model, not a curated record